AGAGGACAGUGAUGUAGAACACCCUCUGUCUGAGCUGAAACAAUUGUCAGACUCUGGAUAUAAGAAAUGUUCUACAAAGAAGAAAAAUGUGGACUCAGGAAGGAAAGUCCAGACAGGAGGGAAGCUUAGCUGUGAAGACUGUGGCAAAACAUUUAUUACAAAAUACGACUUAAACAGACACAUGAGAAUCCACACAGGACAGAAGCCUUUCUGUUGUGAUCUAUGUGGACAAAGAUUUAGCAGAAAAGGAAAUUUAAACACACACAUGAGAAUCCACACAGGACAGAAGCCUUUCUGUUGUGAUCUAUGUGGACAAAGAUUUAGCUUAAAACAACAUUUAAACAGACACACGAGAAUCCACACAGGACAGAAGCCUUUCUGUUGUGAUCUAUGUGGAAAAAGAUUUAGCUUAAAACAACAUUUAAACAUUCACAUGAUAACCCACACAGGACAGAAGCCUUUCUGUUGUGAUCUAUGUGGACAAAGAUUUAGCGAAAAAGGAAAUUUAAACACACACAUGAGAAUCCACACAGGACAGAAGCCUUUCUGUUGUGAUCUAUGUGGACAAAGAUUUAUCGAUAAAUCAGGUUUAAACAAACACAUGAAAAUCCACACAGGACAGAAGCCUUUCUGCUGUGAUCUAUGUGGACAAAGAUUUAGCCUAAAACAAAAUUUAAACAGACACACGAGAAUCCACACAGGAGAGAAGCCUUUCUGUUGUGAUCUAUGUGGAAAAAGA
This is a messenger RNA of Fundulus heteroclitus (mummichog), 739 nucleotides long. Its product is annotated as gastrula zinc finger protein XlCGF49.1-like. The record is from RefSeq and is a predicted model, not a curated record. Lineage: Eukaryota; Metazoa; Chordata; Actinopteri; Cyprinodontiformes; Fundulidae. The transcript has a single exon. Gene Ontology annotation, biological process: regulation of transcription by RNA polymerase II. Gene Ontology annotation, cellular component: nucleus. The annotation marks the transcript as partial. Gene Ontology annotation, molecular function: DNA-binding transcription activator activity, RNA polymerase II-specific; RNA polymerase II cis-regulatory region sequence-specific DNA binding.